Molecule: messenger RNA, 1098 nt
Organism: Candidula unifasciata
Lineage: Eukaryota; Metazoa; Mollusca; Gastropoda; Stylommatophora; Geomitridae
Source: the annotation of a GenBank genome assembly
GAUCCUAGCGGAAACAAGAUUAAAGUUGUGACUAAUGCAACUAGUGAGACGUCAGUUGUGCAAGACAGUCUUCAGCUGAGUGAUGAACCUCCGUUUGGUUCUUGGGUUAUUGAGGUCUCCCUUGUGGAUGCAAAAGAGACAUCCUCACUGACAUUUGAAGUUUCUCAGUAUGAGCUGCCCACGUUUGAAGUGACAGUGGAAACACAACAAUAUGCUCUCAUCAGUGAUGAACUGCUCACAGGCACGAUCAAAGCAGAAUACACUUAUGGUCAGCCAGUGAAGGGCUUUGUGGAGAUUCAUGUGGGACCAGACCAGGGACCUGACCAAUGUGGAGUUCUACCUAAAUCCACACAGAUUGGUUUGGAGAUUCAAGUGACCACACCAGACGGCAAACCUCCGGUAAACAAAAACAUCACCGUCUCUGUGUACACAACUGUGAACUACCAGCUCACCGUCCCUGACCAAGCACUGUACAAUGUUGAUCAGUUCACUGGAACUUACGGUCUACCUGGGCAAAAUCUGACUCUCCCCGCUAGUGGUCUGCUGGCUGUUAACAUUGAGAUUCCUAAAAAUGCUACCAGCAUUACAAUUCAGGCCACAGUAGGUGCCGUUGAAGUGAUCAAGACUGUGCAAAAGGUGUUCUCACCAAGCAACAACUACCUGCAGCUGUCUCUGGAGAACAAAGUCAUCAAGUCUGGGACAACACUGACUGUUAAUGUGGCUGCUACAUUGCCUGUGGAAAAACUGUUCUAUAAGGUGUAUUCCAGAAGCAGUUUGGUAGUUUCAGGAGUUGUGGAUGGAAAUAACAGGACAUCUUUCACCUUUGAACUCAGUGUAAACUCAGAAUUUGCUCCGAAUAGCCAUCUUUUGGCCUUUAUUUUACUAGGGACACAGGAAAUUAUUGCAGACAGCCUGUCCUUCCAGGUAGAGGGCCUCUUUAACAAUGAGGUGACAGUUUCAUUCAAUAAAAAUCAGACAGAACCAAACACGGAGAUCAUUCUACAAGGCACAGCCAAACCAGGUUCUACGAUAUUUUUUUUAGCUGUUGACCAAAGUGUGUUGUUGCUGAAAACUGGCAAUGAUAUUACACCUGAGAAG